Messenger RNA from Vicia faba (fava bean), 819 nucleotides. The record is from the annotation of a GenBank genome assembly. NCBI's taxonomy places the organism in Eukaryota, Viridiplantae, Streptophyta, Magnoliopsida, Fabales, Fabaceae.
AUGGCGAGAACACCUUAUUGUGACAAAAGUGGAAUGAGGAAAGGGACAUGGACAGCUGAGGAAGAUAGGAAAUUAAUAGCUUAUGUAACUAGAUAUGGUUGCUGGAAUUGGCGCCAACUCCCUAAGUUUGCAGGUCUUUCAAGAUGUGGAAAGAGUUGUAGAUUAAGGUGGUUGAAUUAUCUAAGGCCUAAUAUCAAAAGAGGGAACUUCACCGAACAAGAAGAGGAACUGAUUAUCCGAAUGCAUAAAAAUCUGGGCAAUAGAUGGUCAGUCAUUGCAGCUGAGUUACCUGGAAGAACAGAUAACGAAGUGAAGAACCAUUGGCAUACUUCUCUUAAGAAGAGAGUUAUACAUAACAAGAACACAAUCUCAAAUGAAGAAACCCUAGUUACCAAAUCUCCAGCGAGUUCCCAAAUCGCAGACAUCUCUGGCCCAUUAUCUCCAUUUUCUUCAUCCAGUGAAUUCUCUUCCACAGCUGAAGAUGAUUUUGGUUUUCUAGAUGCAUUUAUAGAAUCCAUGGAUGAAAGUUUUUGGUUGGACGAUCUUUCAAACACACCAAGUGAAAUAGUGCAAAACAAUAUUAAUGAUACAACCAAUAAUGAUGGUGUUUUAGUGUCUCACAAUCAUUCGUCCAAUGAAAGUUUUGUUCAUGGUAAUGACUUUAGCAGCUUUCUAGAUGCGUACACAGAGUCUACAGUUGAUAGUUUUUGGACGCACCCAUAUGAAGGUGACAUGUCCCAUGUUCCAGCGCAACUGACACCUUUGCCAAUGGAAUCUGAAUAUUUUUCAAUAGUAUAUGAUGAAGAUAUAUGGAGUUGA